Molecule: messenger RNA, 3780 nt
Organism: Mesitornis unicolor (brown roatelo)
Lineage: Eukaryota; Metazoa; Chordata; Aves; Mesitornithiformes; Mesitornithidae
Gene: BMPR2
Product: bone morphogenetic protein receptor, type II (serine/threonine kinase)
Exons: 12
Coding region: 76-3330 (1084 amino acids)
Biological process (GO): protein phosphorylation; cellular response to growth factor stimulus; BMP signaling pathway
Cellular component (GO): plasma membrane; signaling receptor complex
Molecular function (GO): ATP binding; transforming growth factor beta receptor activity
Source: RefSeq, a predicted model, not a curated record
UGCAGACUAUGCAGUGAAAUCUUUAUUCUGCACCUGUGAACUUCAGACAUUUGCACAUUCACUUUGAAAUAUCUGAUGAGUUUUUUUGUCUUCUUUAUGGAAAUAACUUUGGAACAGACCUCAUUUUUAUUUCUGACUAUUGGAGUACAGUUUAAAGAAUGGAUACAUAUAUUUCAGGAUGAUUUUGCUUGUAGGUUUCCAGAAGACCUUAAACAUCCUUUUAUUAAAGUUGAUAUUUUAUGCAUGAAAUCAGUGGCAAAAAAUAUUUUUCUUUCUUUGUCUGAAGCUGCGCAGAGUGAGGAGCGGCUGUGUGCAUUUAAGGACCCCUAUCAGCAGGACCAUGGGAUCAGUGAGAGCCGAAUCUCCCAGGAGAAUGGCACGAUUUUGUGCAUGAAAGGUAGUACCUGCUAUGGACUUUGGGAAAAAACACGAGAAGGAGACAUACAUCUUGUGAAACAAGGUUGCUGGUCUCAUAUAGGAGACCCACAAGAGUGUCAUUUUGAGGAGUGUAUCGUUACAACCACCCCUUCCUUGAUUCAGAAUGGAACCUAUCGCUUCUGCUGCUGUAGUACGGACUUGUGUAAUGUCAACUUCACAGAAAAUUUUCCACCUCCUGACCCUACUGAUACAACGCCUUACAAUUCUUCUCAUUCUUUUCAUCGAGAUGAGACCAUAGUUAUUGCCCUUGCAUCUGUGUCUGUACUGGCUGUUUUGAUUGCUGCUCUGUUCUUUGGAUACAGGAUGCUUGCAGGAGACCGUAAACAAGGUUUGCACAGUAUGAACAUGAUGGAGGCAGCAGCAUCAGAGCCCUCACUGGAUCUGGAUAAUCUAAAGUUGUUGGAGUUGAUUGGCCGGGGACGAUACGGAGCAGUGUAUAAAGGCUCCCUUGAUGAACGUCCAGUUGCUGUGAAAGUAUUUUCUUUUGCAAAUCGUCAGAACUUUGACAACGAGAGGAACAUUUACAGGAUUCCACUGAUGGAACAUGACAACAUUGCCCGCUUCAUUGUGGGGGAUGAAAGAUUCACUGCAGAUGGCCGUAUGGAAUAUUUGUUGGUGAUGGAAUAUUACCCCAAUGGUUCUUUGUGCAAAUAUUUGAGUCUCCACACAAGUGACUGGGUGAGCUCCUGUCGUUUGGCACACUCUGUAACUAGGGGCUUGGCGUACCUGCACACGGAGCUACCUCGAGGAGAUCAUUACAAACCUGCAAUAUCCCAUCGUGACUUGAACAGCCGCAAUGUACUGGUAAAGAAUGAUGGAACAUGUGUCAUCAGCGAUUUUGGACUCUCCAUGAAGUUAACUGGAAACAGACUGGUACGCCCAGGUGAGGAGGAUAAUGCAGCCAUUAGUGAGGUCGGAACAAUCCGUUAUAUGGCCCCAGAAGUGCUUGAAGGAGCAGUGAACUUGAGGGACUGUGAAUCUGCUUUGAAACAAGUAGAUAUGUAUGCGCUAGGCCUUAUCUACUGGGAGAUAUUUAUGAGAUGUACAGACCUCUUCCCAGGGGAAUCUGUGCCAGAGUACCAGAUGGCUUUCCAGACAGAAGUCGGAAACCAUCCCACUUUUGAAGAUAUGCAAGUCUUGGUUUCUAGAGAGAAGCAAAGACCAAAAUUCCCAGAAGCAUGGAAGGAGAACAGCCUGGCUGUGAGGUCACUUAAAGAAACAAUUGAAGACUGUUGGGAUCAAGAUGCUGAAGCUCGACUGACAGCACAGUGUGCUGAGGAGAGGAUGGCAGAACUUAUGAUGAUUUGGGAGAGAAAUAAAUCAGUUAGUCCAACGGUCAACCCUAUGUCAACUGCCAUGCAAAACGAGCGGAAUCUGUCGCAUCAUAGGCGUGUAUCAAAGAUAAGGCCAUAUCCAGAUUACUCUUCCUACAUUGAAGAUUCAAUCCACCACACUGACAGCAUAGUGAAGAACAUUUCUUCUGAACAUUCAAUGUCCACCACACCAUUGACUUCAGGGGAAAAGAACAGAAACUCCAUUAACUAUGAGCGACAACAAGCACAGGCUCGCAUCCCUAGUCCUGAGACAAGUGUCACCAGUUUGUCCACCAAUACUACCACCACCAAUACAACUGGCCUCACUCCUAGCACUGGCAUGACCACCAUAUCUGAAAUGCCUUAUUCAGAUGAAACAAACUUACAUCCCACAAAUGUCAUGCAGCCAAGUGGGCCCACCCCUGUUUGCCUGCAGCUAACAGAGGAGGACUUAGAGACAAAUAAAUUGGAUCCAAAAGAAGUGGAUAAGAACCUGAAAGAAAGCUCUGAUGAGAAUCUGAUGGAACAUUCACUUAAGCAGUUUAGUGGGCCAGAUCCACUCAGCAGCACUAGUUCCAGCUUGCUUUAUCCGCUGAUAAAACUUGCAGUAGAGGUGACAGGACAACAGGACUUCACACAAGCUGGCAAUGGUCAAGCGUGUUUGAUUCCGGAUGUCCCAUCUGCUCAGGUCUAUCCUCUACCCAAGCAACAGAACCUUCCGAAGAGGCCUACUAGCCUACCCCUAAACACCAAAAAUUCAACAAAGGAGCCACGGUUAAAAUUUGGUGGCAAGCACAAAUCAAACUUGAAGCAAGUGGAAACAGGUGUUGCCAAGAUGAACACUAUCAAUGCUGCAGAGCCUCAUGUUGUGACAGUUACCAUGAAUGGAGUGGCUGGCAGAAGCCACAGCAUAAACUCUCAUGCUGGCACAACCCAAUAUGCCAAUGGCACAGUGCCAUCUGGCCAGACAUCCAGUUCAGUAGCGCAGAGGGCCCAGGAAAUGCUUCAGAACCAGUUCAGUGGAGAGGACAGUCGGCUGAAUAUUAAUUCAAGCCCCGAUGAGCAUGAACCCUUGUUGAGGCGGGAGCAGCAGGUUGGCCAUGAUGAAGGUGUUCUGGACCGCCUAGUAGACAGGAGAGAGCGACAGGAUAGUGGCCGAACAAAUGCCAAUAACAACAACAGUAAUCCGUGUCCAGUGCAAGAUACAGCUACAGGCAGUGUCCAGAACGUCGUGAGGAAUCCUGGGCAGACCCAGACUAGAAGAGCACAGAGGCCUAAUUCACUGGAUCUAUCGGCCACAAAUAGUUUGGAUAGCAGUAGUAUGCAGUUAGGUGAUUGCUCACAAGAUGGCAAAUCGGGCUCAGGAGAAAAGAUCAAGAAACGUGUGAAAACUCCGUACUCACUUAAGAGGUGGCGUCCUUCAACGUGGGUCAUCUCCACUGAGCCACUGCACUGCGAGGUCAACAACAAUGGCAGUGACCGGGCAGUCCACUCCAAAUCCAGCACUGCCGUUUACCUUGCGGAAGGAGGCACUGCCACCACAAUGGUAUCUAAGGACGCAGGAGUGAACUGCCUGUGAAAUACUUUAAAAGCCAACAAAUGACCUUUUUUUUGCAUUAUUUGAAACAAACAUGCAGAAGACAUUUUAAAAAACUGCUUUCUCCUCCUGUCAGCACCCCUUUCAAGGACUCGCUUUAAAUAGAUUUCAGCUAUGCAGAAAAUUUUUAGCUUAUGCUUCCAUAUUUUUUUAUUUUGUUUUAUUUUUUGAACGUUUUUGCACUUUUAUUUAGUAUCGCUAAAGUUAAGUCUGUCUGUUUUGACCACGGAAUAUAUAUAUGUGUAUCAAAAUGUGGUCUCAAAAUAUUUUUUUAAAAAAAGUAACAAAAAAAAGUAUUGCUGAUAAUCAGUGUGGACCAGUUUCUUAAGGUCACUAAGAUCAUAAGCAGACUAUAAGACAGGUUUGACUGCAGUGGUGUCUUGUAACCAUGUUUUGAUUUCUGUGCACAAGCUAGUUUGUAUAUUUCUGUGU